GGUCGGCAGUCACACGCCGGUUUUUUUUCUUUUUUUAAGAAACAAAAAACGUGUUCUCUGAAAAAUGUAGUUCAUCCAGUCUGAUUGUCAUACGAUUCCAUGACUUGUCCACACAGGGCAUCUGAACACACACAAUACAUUUUGUAUAAAACUUAGAGAUCAAGAUCUAAAAACCAUAAAGUGAUAAUAUAUGUAUUAUUAUGGAUUUAUUAUCAGUUAUAAUGGGGCAGGCACUUUUGGACCGGGAAUACAAAAUGAAGUUGAAAGCAACACGACAGGAGGACUAGUCUUAAGAAUCACACGACACGGCGCAUGCCCAGUCAGCUGACAACAUUUGACCAGUCUUACACGAGGACCCGCACACUACACUUUGCAUCGGUUGGGUACAAAUUCAACAUCUGUGCGACGUCGCCAUCAUACUUUUGCGUAACUACGACUAUAGCAUCAUGCCUGAACCCGCCAAGUCAGCGCCCAAAAAGGGCUCCAAGAAAGCCGUGACCAAGGCCGCCGGCAAAGGAGGGAAGAAGCGCAGAAAGACCAGGAAGGAGAGCUACGCAAUCUACGUGUACAAGGUCCUGAAGCAGGUUCACCCCGAUACCGGCAUCUCCUCCAAGGCCAUGGGCAUCAUGAACUCCUUCGUUAACGACAUCUUUGAGCGCAUCGCUGGUGAGGCUUCUCGUCUGGCGCAUUACAACAAGCGCUCCACCAUCACCUCGAGGGAGAUCCAGACCGCCGUCCGCCUGCUGCUCCCCGGGGAGCUGGCCAAGCACGCCGUGUCCGAGGGCACCAAGGCCGUCACCAAGUACACCAGCUCCAAGUAAACUGCCAACUGACUCCAAACAAACGGCUCUUUUAAGAGCCACACACAACCUCAUAGCUACUCUGUUAUCAGCGUUACUGUAACAUGACGGUUCAGCACUGGAGCAGCUUAGUUCUCACGUGCAAAUAAAUUGGCUGAAUUU
Messenger RNA from Lampris incognitus (smalleye Pacific opah), 962 nucleotides. Its product is annotated as histone H2B 1/2-like. The transcript has a single exon. The record is from RefSeq and is a predicted model, not a curated record. Bases 447 to 821 code for a protein of 124 amino acids. Gene Ontology annotation, cellular component: nucleosome. Gene Ontology annotation, molecular function: DNA binding; structural constituent of chromatin; protein heterodimerization activity. NCBI's taxonomy places the organism in Eukaryota, Metazoa, Chordata, Actinopteri, Lampriformes, Lampridae.